CCUAGGUAGGUCGUGAAUGAGCUUCUCCUACACUUCUUCUCCUCCCUUUGACCACGAUUUCUAUCUCCCUCCCUUUUCUCAAUUCUUCCAGUUAUCUUUCCAUCCCUAAUUCAAUAUGUCUCAAACUUUGACUCCCGAAGUUACAUGGGCUCAGCGUUCAUCCGACUCGGACCCUGAGCGCAACUACCUUUACGUGAACAUCAAGGCUGCCGAGGUUCCCAAGGCCGAUGCUACCCUCAGCAUCACCGAGAAGAAUGUCUCUUUCAAGGGCACUUCCCGGAAGGGCGUAACAUACAACGUCUCCCUGGACCUCUUUGCCGAGAUCGACCCCGAGAACUCCAAAGUCAACCACACCGACCGCGACGUCGAGCUCGUGCUCCGGAAGAAGGAGCUCAAGGAAGAGUUCUGGCCCCGCCUUCUCGAGAGCAAGCAGAAGAUGCACUUCCUGAAGACCAACUUUGACAAGUGGGUCGACGAGGAUGAGCAGGAUGAGGCUGGUGAAGAUGACUACGCCAACAACUUCGGCGGUUUCGGUGGUGAGGGUGGUGACCCCAAUGCUGGUGCCGGUGGUCUAGGCAACAUCGACUUCUCCAAGCUUGGCGGUAUGCCCGGCAUGGGUGGAAUGGGUGGCAUGCCCGACCUCAGUGCUCUGGCUGGCGGUAUGGGCGGUGUGCCCGGUGGUGAAGGUGCCGAGGAGGACGAUGAGGACCUUCCUGAGCUCGAAGAGGCCGACGGCCAGAAGUCCACCAAGAUCCAGGAAAUUUCUUAAAUGUGAGAUGCCUGUUUUCUGCGAAAUCUAUGACGACCAGAAACGAAAAAUGAGGGCGCUUUAAGACGCCUACGGGAUGAUGGCUUGAAAUAUGGAUUUGCUUGGGUUUUCGCCGUUCAUUGACUGCAAGGAUAUUUUGACCAGGCAGCUUUGAACCAAGGCCAACCUUUAUACAUAGUAGAUCUAUUUCAUUGAAAACAUCCCAAUGAUUGAUGAAGCGUGAUGAGUG
Penicillium crustosum is the source of this 998-nucleotide messenger RNA. RefSeq names its product Hsp90 cochaperone SBA1 (gene wos2). Gene Ontology annotation, molecular function: Hsp90 protein binding; protein-folding chaperone binding. The record is from RefSeq and is a predicted model, not a curated record. Gene Ontology annotation, biological process: chaperone-mediated protein complex assembly; protein folding. Bases 116 to 769 code for a protein of 217 amino acids. NCBI's taxonomy places the organism in Eukaryota, Fungi, Ascomycota, Eurotiomycetes, Eurotiales, Aspergillaceae. The transcript is spliced from 4 exons. Gene Ontology annotation, cellular component: nucleus; cytosol.